AUGAAGAUGAAGAAGCUUAAGUUCAGCAAGAUAUAUUCAUUUAGAUUUGGUCAAAAAGCAAACUUUAGGACUGAAAAUCCACAGAUUGGAAAACAGGGGUUUUCUAGGGUUGUUUUAUGCAAUGAACCAGAUAGUUUUGAAUCAGAUUUUAGGAAUGGUUAUGCUGAUAAUUCUGUUAGGUCAACAAAAUAUACAGUUGCUAAUUUCUUGCCUAAGUCUUUGUUUGAGCAGUUUAGGAGGGUAGCUAAUUUCUUUUUCCUUGUUACUGGUAUCUUAGCUUUCACUAAACUUGCUCCUUAUACGGCGGUUAGCGCUAUUCUUCCUCUAUGUAUUAUCACUGGUGCAACUAUGGUGAAAGAAGGUGUUGAAGAUUGGCGUCGGAAAAAGCAGGAUAUUGAGGUGAACAAUAGAAGAGUUAUAUUUCACAAAGGUGAUGGAAAUUUCGAAUAUACGGAGUGGAAGAAUCUCAAGGUGGGGAAUAUAGUGAAGGUAAAGAAGGAUGAGUUCUUCCCUGCUGAUCUCCUAUUGCUUUCAUCGAGUUAUGACGAUGCAGUGUGCUAUGUUGAGACUAUGAACUUGGAUGGGGAAACAAAUUUGAAGCUAAAACAAGGAUUGGAAGUAACCUCUUCCUUAAACGAGGACUUUAUAUUCCGUGAUUUCAAAGCUUCCGUCAAAUGUGAAGAUCCAAAUGCAAAUUUGUACUCAUUUGUUGGGAGCAUGGAGUUUGAAGGACAAAAGUAUCCCCUUUCUCCUCAACAACUUCUUCUACGAGACUCUAAACUUCGUAACACAGACUAUGUAUAUGGAGCAGUCAUCUUUACCGGUCAUGACACGAAGGUUAUUCAAAAUGCCACUGACCCUCCUUCGAAAAGAAGCAAAAUAGAGAAGAAGAUGGAUAGGAUUAUCUACUUCUUAUUUUGUGUUUUAUUUAUAAUUGCUUUUGUUGGUUCUAUUCUCUUUGGAAUUGUAACUAAACGCGACUUACACAACGGAGUUAUGAAAAGAUGGUAUCUAAGACCAGAUGAUUCCACCAUUUUCUUCGAUCCUAGAAAAGUUGCUGCAGCUUCUGUAUUUCAUUUUUUGACGGCCUUAAUGUUAUAUAACUUCUUCAUUCCGAUCUCCUUGUAUUUCUCAAUAGAAUUGGUCAAAGUCCUUCAAUGCAUCUUCAUUAAUCAAGAUAUCAAUAUGUACUAUGAAGAACUGGACAAACCGGCUCUUGCCCGUACUUCAAACUUGAAUGAAGAACUGGGCCAAAUUGACACGAUCCUUUCUGAUAAAACUGGAACUUUGACUUGCAACUCGAUGGAGUUCAUCAAAUGUUCGGUUGCCGGGGUAGCUUAUGGUCGUGGUGUCACUGAGGUUGAGCAAGCCAUUGGUGAUAUAAGUAAUAAUUCACCUAUAAUACAUCAACAAGUUAAUAGGUCGGAACCAGAAUCAGAUAUCAGAGAAGCUCAUGAUCGAAAAGAACCGAUCAAAGGUUUUAACUUUGUGGAUGAAAGGAUAAUGAAUGGAAACUGGGUUAAUGAGCCUUGUGCGGAUGUUAUACAGAAGUUUUUCCGUUUAUUGUCUGUUUGUCAUACUGCCAUACCUGAAGUAGAUGAAGAUACCGGAAGAGUCUCAUAUGAGGCUGAAUCUCCUGAUGAAGCGGCAUUUGUGAUUGCUGCAAGAGAAGUUGGUUUUAAAUUCUAUAAAAGGACCCAAAAUAGCUUAUCGUUGAAAGAGUUGGAUCCGGUAUCUGGUAAUGAAGUUGAAAGGACAUACAAGAUUCUCAAUGUCUUAGAAUUCAAUAGUUCAAGGAAGAGAAUGUCGGUGAUAGUGAAAGAUGAAGAAGGGAAAAUUUUGCUACUCUCUAAAGGUGCUGACAGUGUCAUGUUUGAAAGGCUUGCCAAGAAUGGGAGAGAAUUUGAAGAGAAAACUUUGGAACAUAUGAAUGAGUAUGCUGAUGCAGGUCUAAGAACGUUGAUACUGGCCUACCGUGAACUCGAUGAAGAAGAAUAUAAUGAGUUUGACAAUAAAUUUUCCGAAGUGAAGAAUUCAGUCACCGUAGACCGUGAAUCGUUGAUUGAGGAAGUAUCAGAUAAGAUUGAGAAGAAUCUAAUCCUUCUUGGGGCCACUGCUGUAGAGGACAAGCUCCAAAACGGGGUUCCUGAGUGUAUUGACAAGCUUGCACAGGCUGGAAUUAAGAUAUGGGUUUUGACUGGGGACAAAAUGGAGACUGCCAUCAACAUCGGUUUUUCUUGUCGCUUGCUUCGCCAAGGAAUGAAACAGAUUAUAAUUCAUUUGGAGAUUCCAGAUAUUCAAGCAUUGGAGAAGGAUGGAGACAAGAAGGCUAUCAUCAACGCGUCAAGGGAAAGCGUGUAUCAUCAGAUAUCGGAAGAGGAUAAUACAAAGAACAUGUUUUUAGAGCUCGCAACUCGCUGUUCAUCUGUUAUCUGCUGCCGCUCUUCACCAAAGCAGAAGGCACUGGUUACUAGACUGGUCAAAGAAGGAACAGGUAAAACAACAUUAGCUAUUGGUGAUGGCGCUAAUGAUGUGGGAAUGCUUCAAGAAGCUGAUGUAGGUGUUGGAAUCAGUGGUGUUGAAGGAAUGCAGGCCGUUAUGUCUAGUGAUAUUGCAAUUGCGCAGUUCCGAUAUUUAGAAAGAUUACUUCUUGUACACGGGCAUUGGUGUUACCGGAGGAUGUCCACAAUGAUAUGUUACUUUUUCUACAAGAAUAUCACAUUUGGCUUCACUCUAUUCUUAUAUGAGGUGUAUGCGUCAUUCUCUGGACAGCCUGCAUACAAUGACUGGUUUCUAUCUUUCUAUAGUGUCUUGUUUUCCUCACUACCCGCCAUUGCCCUCGGGGUCUUCGACCAAGAUGUAUCUGCUCGGUACUGCCACAAGUUUCCCUUCUUAUACCAAGAAGGUGUGCAAAAUGUUCUAUUCAGUUGGCGCCGGAUUCUAAGCUGGAUGCUCAACGGAUUCAUCAGCGCCAUAAUAAUCUUCUUCUUCUGCACAAAAGCAAUAGGCCUUCAAGCCUUUGACGAUAACGGACAAACCGCCGGAAAAGCCAUGCUAGGACAAACCAUGUAUACAUGUGUCGUCUGGGUUGUAAACCUACAGAUGGCGCUAUCGGUUCGAUACUUCACCUUGGUACAACAUAUUGCCAUUUGGGGUUCUAUUGCUCUUUGGUAUUUCUUCAUGUUUGCAUAUGGAUCAUUGCCUCCAAGCUUUUCCACAAAUGCUUACAAAGUCUUUGUCGAGACUCUUGCUCCGACUCCUUCCUUUUGGAUUGUCACGCUAUUCGUGACGCUUUCUUCGCUUAUACCGUACUUUUCGUCUUCGACCAUAAAAAUGUGGUUCUUUCCUAUGCAUCACGAAAAGGUACAAUGGAUGAGGUAUGGGGACAAGAAGACUAAUGAUUCUGAAUAG
Molecule: messenger RNA, 3411 nt
Organism: Vicia faba (fava bean)
Lineage: Eukaryota; Viridiplantae; Streptophyta; Magnoliopsida; Fabales; Fabaceae
Source: the annotation of a GenBank genome assembly